Messenger RNA from Cynara cardunculus var. scolymus (artichoke), 1625 nucleotides. RefSeq names its product TOM1-like protein 1. Gene Ontology annotation, biological process: protein transport to vacuole involved in ubiquitin-dependent protein catabolic process via the multivesicular body sorting pathway. The record is from RefSeq and is a predicted model, not a curated record. The transcript has 4 exons. Bases 192 to 1364 code for a protein of 390 amino acids. Lineage: Eukaryota; Viridiplantae; Streptophyta; Magnoliopsida; Asterales; Asteraceae. Gene Ontology annotation, molecular function: phosphatidylinositol binding; ubiquitin binding.
ACUUCAAGGAAACCCCAGACCCACCUGCAAGUCUUCCGUGCAAACAAGUUAUAAACCCCUUUUAUACGCACCCACAAGCGAACAGUUCCAUCUUGGUUCAGUUUUUGCUCAAAAGAUUAGGGCUGAUUAGGGUUUUGAAGGUCUGAUUGAAUUGAUUGAAUUCAGGGUUUUGAAGAUUAGGUUUUGUAAUCAUGAGUGAUAAUCUAAUGGACAAAGUUAAUGCCCUCGGUGAGCGUCUUAAGAUUGGUGGAUCUGAGGUCGGUCAGAAGAUAACUGCGGGUAUGAGUUCAAUGAGUUUUAAAAUGAAAGAGUUUUUUCAAGGUCCGAACGAAGCUGAUAAUCUUGUGGAGGAAGCAACUGCGGAAACUCUAGACGAGCCUGAUUGGGCCACGAAUCUUGAACUGUGUGAUAUGAUUAACCACGAGAGGAUUAGUAGCAUUGACAUGAUACGUGCCAUAAAGAAAAGGAUCAUGCUGAAGAACGCUAGAAUUCAGUACCUGACUCUGGUGUUGCUCGAGACUGUAGUCAAGAACUGUGAGAAGGCUUUUUCUGAGGUUGCUGCAGAGAGGGUGCUUGAUGAAAUGGUGAAGAUAAUCGACGAUCCCCAGACAGUGGUCAAUAAUCGCAAUAAGGCUUUGAUUCUAAUUGAAGCAUGGGGAGAAUCUACUGAGGAGCUUCGAUAUCUGCCUGUUUAUGAAGAGACAUAUAAGAGUUUGAAAUCAAGAGGAAUACGGUUCCCUGGUCGUGAUACCGAGAGCUUGGCUCCUAUAUUCACCCCUCCUCGUUCAAUUCCACCUCCGGAAUCGUAUCCCUUUCCUCCACAGCAGCAGAUUCCUCAAGAGAUUCCGAUUCGAAGCAUGUCAGCAGAACAAACAAAAGAAGCAUUUGAUGUAGCACGGAACAGUCUUGAGCUUCUGUCAACUGUUCUAUCUUCUUCACCCCAACAAGAUGCUUUGCAGGACGACUUGACCAUGGCACUCGUACAGCAAUGCCGCCAGUCCCAGCUUACGAUCCAGAGAAUGGUGGAGAGAGGAGGAGACGAUGAGGCCAUAUUGUUUGAGGCGUUGAGCGUGAACGACGAACUUCAGAAAGCCCUGUCGAAAUACGAAGAAAUGAAGAAACCUAAUGAGGUGCAACGAGAACCAGAACCCGCUAUGAUAGCUGUUGCUACAGAGCCUGAUGAGCCGCCUCAAGUAGCGAAAGAAGAAUCGUUGAUCAGAAAGCCUGCAGGGUCUCGUGGCAACAACAGUAACAACGAUGAGAUGAUGGAUGAUCUUGAUGAGAUGAUCUUUGGGAAGAAAAGUGGUGGCUCGUCUGAACCCCGAAAGGAUCCGUCAUCUAAAGAUGAUCUUAUUAGCUUUUAGGCCGUUCUUGGCACAUUAUGAAUACGAAUUCGGAAUCUUUAUGUUGUUCCUUUCUUCAUUGGUUUUAUGUUUUUUUUUUGUGUGGGGAGAUUAUAUUUGGAACUUUAUCAUUGUUUCUAGUUCUCCAAUCAUUUUGUGUUAACCCAAGUUGAUUGUGGUUUGAACUGUGGCUAGAUUUCACUCUACAAACAUAAGAAGAAAUGUACUGAACAGAAAAAGUUAUGUCACUCAGCUUGUCAAUUUUGCAUUGCCAUUAAUGCA